UACGAAAUAUAUAUUAAUAUAGGUAAUAUUUGUAGAAUGGUAAUAUGUUAAAGUAUAUAGAAUGUUUGACAGCGUGUACUGUUAUAUACGUUUUAUAGGUACACCCCUAAAGUUUAGUAAACGAUUCCACGAGGAUAGCAAUGAUGGCGUCGGACGUCGAGGAAGAAGACUUGCAGUCCCUUCGGACAGCUGUGCUGGCUUCACUUAAAACUCAGAGUGAAGAUUCCCCAGCAGUCACCGGUGAGGACAGUGAUGAUGAUGACGAGGACUUGGAGGCCCUUCGUCUGGCAGCGCUCCAGUCUCUCAAGGCCAAGUCCAAACCUGGGGGUUCAGUACAAGCCAAUGUCCCUCCAACUGGACCAACACAGGUUCCCCCACCAAGGCCUCACAAUCAGGCAGGCUUCCCCAGUCACCGCAGGCAUCCCAAGAGAAGCAAUCUGAUCGCUAUCAACAUCGUACGAGAAGAGUCAGAGAAUGACCUUCCACUUCCCAUGGGCGGGCUGCCUCCGAACAGGGGCGGGCGGGGACGUGUGCCAAAGAUUGACAGGACAGUACUUCCUAACGAAGGAAAGCCAUCAACGCCAACCAAGCGCAAUGACAAGUUUAGCAGGUAUGACAGCGAUUCAGACUCGGAUGAAGAAAUUCUUGGAAGGUCAAGUUCAAGUAGCUCUGAAGAGGAAGAGGAGGAAGAAGAGCUGGAAGAAAGCAGUUCAGAAAAAGAGGAAGAGGAAAAAGAGGAAGCAGGAAACAGAGAAAGCAGUUCUGAAUCAGAAAAAGAGGAAGAAAGAGAGGUUUCUGAUGUAGAAAAAGAUGAGAAAAGUUCUGAUGAAGCAGAAUGCAAUAGAAAAAAUGAAAAGGAAGAGGAAAACAAAGAUUGUAAAGAAGUUGCAAAAGAAAUUGAUAAUUCAAGUGACAAUGUAGGUAAGGAAAAGUUACCAGACUUAGAAAAACAGGAGGAAGCCAAGAAUGAAUUAAGAACUGCAAGUCUUGCUCCUGUAGAAUCUGAGAACUCUUCGAAGCAUACAGAGCUUAAGCAGAAUAAUGGGGAGCCAGUUAAUGGCAAGAUUGCGGGCUGCCAGAAUUCCCCACCCUCAGAACGUGAGACAAAAAAAAUAGAAGCACAAGAAGACAGACCAGCAUCUCGUGCAUCAUCCUCAUCAGGUUCUAAUUCAACCAGUAGAAGCCCAUCUCCUUCAGAAAGAAGUCAGUCUUCUCCGGAAAGAAGUCCAAGUGCAAGGUCCAAGAGCUCAGUCUCAUUCACAACUACUAGUUCUGAUGGAUCGUCGUCAAGGUCCACCUCUAAGUCUCGCUCUAGGUCAAGGUCACUGUCAAGGUCACCAAGUCCUGCCGGGCAGCGGAAGACAAGGUCACUUUCUAGGACGAGAUACAGAAGAAGAACUUCAUGUUCCAGAUCUCGGUCCAGGAGUGUAGGAAGGAAAGUUUCACAGUCACCACACAAAGUAGCGAGGCGGAGAUCCCAGUCGCCUGUUCGACUUCCCAGGAAUAGAUCUAAGUCACCCAAACUCUUAGAUAGACCAGGAUCUCCAUUGAGGUCAAAGAGAGGUAGAUCAGUCUCAAAAUCUCGGGACUCUAAAUCACUCUCUAGAUCAAGAAAGAGACUGAGGAGUAGAUCUCAAUCCCCACCAAGAAAGGUAGCCAAGAGGUCAGGAAGAUCUGACUCCAGGUCAAGAGAUAGAGGAAGAGAUGCACACAGGAGUAGACAUCUGCCUUUGGCUUACAGAAGAGAUGCACCUUCCCCUGAACGUAAUGCUGACAGGACGUUACAAAAGCCCCAGGUCCGAGAAUCCAAAAGGAGGUCAGAAAGAAGGGGUCUGCCUUCCAGACCUGGGGAGAGGCACAGUAGAAAUAAUUUGGAAAAGGGAGAAAAAUCACACAAAGUCAUACCAGACAGAACUGAGGGUAAGACGUCUCCCUUUAAAGAUACAGAAAAACCAACAGAUGAGAAGCUAGAGGCAAGGAGGAGGAAAUUUGGGGGCAAGGAGGCAAAACUGGAGAAAAAGACAGUCUCUCUCCAGGGCAUAGUGGAGAAGACAGAUGGUCUUGAUUCAUUGAACAUCAAAAAUUUACCAGUGGAGAAAGAUAAGAGGAAAGAAAGUAAAGAGAAACCCAAGAAGGAGACAAGGAGAAUUUCAGUGAGGUCAGAGAGUGCUGGGUCCAGUUCGUCUUCUAUGCUGAGUGACAGUGAAAGUGAGUCUGAAACUGAAGAGUCCAGGUUCAGACAGACUAAGAAAGAUGUUGGAGAGGACAGUAAAGAAGGCCGUGGGUUGGGCCUGCUAAGGACGACUCAGGGACGCACAAAUAUUCCAGAUAGCCUUGAUCCCUGGGACAGGAAGAGACAAGACAGGGACCGGAAUGGACCGGAUAGGUCUGGUUUCCCUCGUGAUCGGCACCAGCGAUCACGUGAUAGACACAGAGACAGGCACAACACACGCAGACACUCUCCAAACAAUUCUCAGGAAGUACAGCACAGAAGUCGAGACAGAAACAGAACAGAAAAGAAGAAAGUAGCCACACCUGAGAAGGCUGACAGGGUCCCUCACUCCCCACCUAAAAAAAUAAGAACACUAAAACCAGAAAAGGAGUCUAAUAAGUCUGGUUCUUCAUUGGAGGGUAAUGCAGAGCAGCCCAAGAUAAAAUCUUUGCUUUCCCUUAAAAUUUCUCCUCCCAAGUCUCUCUUACCGAAACGUAGCGUCUCUCCAGAACCUGUGCAGGACAAGCGAGAGAUAGUCGAAGACACAUUGAGGAAAAGCCCUGUGGUGAAGGCAGUGAAGAGAAAGGUACAGGUGAAGAGAAUUGUUCUGUCCGACCCUCCAGGAGCUGACACCAUGGACGGGUCAGACCUGAGGGUCAGGAUUAUGCAGAGAAAGACAGUAGACAGCAGUGGUGGGGAGGAGGGGAAGAAAAAGAAGAAACGAGAACGGGGUGUGAAGAGAAAGAUAUCUAUCUCUACUGAUGAAGUGAUAAAUCCCACUCCAGACGCACCAGAAGAAGUUCCUGUCAAACGGAAGUCCAUCCAUGAGCGGCUAGGCCUGCAGUCCAAGUCUCCUGCUCCAUCUUCGUCCAAGAAACCAGGACUGCAGCUGGAAGUCCGACCAGAUGAAAGCGAACUGGACGCCCGCAUCCGCCUUAUCCAGCAAAAGAACGCUGCCAUCCUCCAACGUAAAAAAGAGAUUGAGAUGGACAAGAAAAAAUAUGGGAACUGAUAAACCACAAACACUUCCUUAGGUAUCUAAAAUGUUAGUUUAGAAUAAGUAGGUAGCUACAUACAAAGCUUUGGUUAGUAUUGCGUUUCAUGAGAGAGAACCUGGUGCUUUUCAGAGAAGCACAGAUUACAACACAUUGUUAAUUAGUCAUCACAGUAUAGUGCUUUUCUAUUUUCGUUCAUCUAUUCAAGUUUGUUCAUUGUUACAUACAUCCAGAGACAAACGCAAAGAAAUAUCCUAUGUUACCAUGCCAUGCAUGGCAAGGAAAGUUUAUGUUGUGUUGAACAAGAAAAUUCUAUACAGAUGUAUAUAAGGUACAAAUGUCUGGUUCUAAAAUUAUUACCUUCUCCAAAAGGGCUGAUACUACACAGUCUAACUAUGGUAGGACAGUGUUCAUGCACAUACAGUAGGUACAUUUCAAUAGGUAGUUGCCAUGUUUCUUGUGUUUUUGGAAGAAACUUUAAUUGAAAAUAAUGUUACAUACUCGACUGUACAAAUUUCUGUUGUCAAGAGCCUCUGAGGGGAGAUUUUUUGACACAGAUCCUAAACUGUUUUUGAGGGUGGCAUUUUUGUUCCAUUACCUGACCAGAGGACCAACUCUGCUCUCAACUGACUCAAGCUUAAAGCUUUGUUAGACAUUGAGUUUCACCUAUUUAGCUAAUUCAAUGAAGAUGGAAUGAAAGUUUUGAAACCUAACAACAGAUUUAUUUCAGUUGUCACAGCAGCACAUAUGAUACACCAAGUGAAACAAUUUGUACCCUGAGGCUUUACUAGUAUAGUAGUGUUAAGGUGAAAGAAAUGUCAUUGUUCUGAAGUUAUUGAUAACAUAUCAGUAGACAAACCAAAAUAGGAAGUUUUGUAUUUGUACCGAAACUGAACACUCUCCAGCUUUACAACUGUCUUUCCUGAAACAUUGAUACACUGCCCUCUCUGUAACACUGCUAGAUAAGAUAGACUAAUGAUUUAGUUUGUACAUAUGUAGAUUUUU
Messenger RNA from Branchiostoma belcheri (Belcher's lancelet), 4212 nucleotides. Its product is annotated as serine/arginine repetitive matrix protein 1-like. NCBI's taxonomy places the organism in Eukaryota, Metazoa, Chordata, Leptocardii, Amphioxiformes, Branchiostomatidae. The record is from RefSeq and is a predicted model, not a curated record. The transcript is spliced from 6 exons. Bases 141 to 3224 code for a protein of 1027 amino acids.